Molecule: messenger RNA, 440 nt
Organism: Musca vetustissima
Lineage: Eukaryota; Metazoa; Arthropoda; Insecta; Diptera; Muscidae
Product: general odorant-binding protein 99a-like
Exons: 2
Coding region: 3-440 (145 amino acids)
Biological process (GO): sensory perception of smell
Molecular function (GO): odorant binding
Source: RefSeq, a predicted model, not a curated record
CCAUGGGAGUAUUCAUUGCAGUUUGUUUGUUUUUCGCUGUGACUUCGGCCGACUAUGUUGUCAAAACACGCGAAAACCUCCUACAAUUUCGCAAUGAAUGCAUUGCCGAAUUAGAGAUUCCCGAAAAUCUUGUCGAACAAUACAAACAAUGGCAAUAUCCAAAUGAUUCGGUGACCCAAUGCUAUUUGAAAUGUGUAUUCGUUAAAUUCGGUUUAUUCGAUACCACCCAAGGCUUCAAUGUUGAAAAUAUUCAUCAACAGUUGGUGGGAUCCCAUGCUGAGGCCAAUCAUGAUGAUGCUGUCCAUGCUAAAAUCGCAUCCUGCAUUGAUAACAACGAACAGGGUAGCAAUGCCUGCGAAUGGGCAUAUCGUGGUGCCACAUGUUUCAUCAAAAAUCAUUUGCAUUUGGUUCAACGUAGUGUUGCUACGACGGUGGCUUAA